AGAUACAAGUGCUGAAUUCCGCCAAUUAUGUGGCGGCUUGCGGUUAAUUUGGGAGGCCCGUGUUCACCAAGGCUUUGCCCAUGAAGCUGAAGAAAGCACACAACAGAUAGAGCAACUUGUCAAUGACGUCCGCCAAAAUGGUUAUCGAUUGGUACUUUCAGGACAUUCCCUGGGCGGAGCUGUUGCACAGUUGGUCGCCAUUCGGAUGCUUCGAGCAUACCCAGGAAUACUAAAAGAUAAAUUGAAAUGCAUCUCCAUUGGGGCACCAUUGGUAGGCAACCAUCAGUUGGCCCAGUGCGUAGAGCGAUGUGGGUGGCGGUCUAAUUUUCAUCACUUAGUUUACCGUUCAGACAUCAUUCCACGACUAUUAUGUGUGGAUCAGAUGGCCCGAGAUUUGGCCGAUCAAUUCAUUCAAAGUAUUUUGGGACUACCAAGUUCGCUACAACGAUGGUUUAAGUCAAAUUCAAACGCGAAUGAAGGUCCAAUGAAGGCGAUGGACGCCAUGGACACCCAAAUCAAAGAAGGGGAGGAUUCCGUAGAGGGUGAGAAGACACCGCCGCCCACAACUGAACAUCGCGUACAUCGCAUGUACGCAUGCUUCGGCCGAUACCAUUUUCUCAACCACGGUGGCGUCAAUUAUUUCUCAACCGAUGAUUCGGAAGUGGCAUUUCAUCGUCUAAAAGAAGGUUGCGGGAGCGACAACAAUCUAUUGGACCAUUCCAUUUCCAGUUACAACAGGGCCGUUUUUUUGCAGUUGUGCUUUCAGUAA
Trypanosoma cruzi is the source of this 769-nucleotide messenger RNA. RefSeq names its product class 3 lipase, putative. The annotation marks the transcript as partial. Gene Ontology annotation, biological process: lipid metabolic process. The record is from RefSeq and is a predicted model, not a curated record. The transcript has a single exon. NCBI's taxonomy places the organism in Eukaryota, Euglenozoa, Kinetoplastea, Trypanosomatida, Trypanosomatidae.